Molecule: messenger RNA, 168 nt
Organism: Haemonchus placei
Lineage: Eukaryota; Metazoa; Nematoda; Chromadorea; Rhabditida; Trichostrongylidae
Source: the annotation of a GenBank genome assembly
AAUGCAGUUGAUGCUGAGCUCUUAUGGCAGCAAUUCGGUUUUUUAGGGCUAUUUACAAUGGCUUCGUCUGCUCAAUGCGCUCUUGAUGUCAUCCGACUUCGGCGUGCACCAGUUGUUGAUGCCAUUCGACGGCAAUCAGCCUGGUCCAUCGAGGAUGAUGGUCGGUGA